AUGUACUUAUUUAAAUUAGCCAUAGAAAACUUUGUUCUUAUUUCAGUGAAUUCGUUUCCGCUGCAAAGAAUAACACGUUCAGCGUUGCCUCUAUCGUCGUUGCUGGUGCCAUAUCCUCGAGUGGGCAAGAGAUCAACAAGCAACGCUGAGGACGUUGCGUGA
Angiostrongylus costaricensis is the source of this 162-nucleotide messenger RNA. NCBI's taxonomy places the organism in Eukaryota, Metazoa, Nematoda, Chromadorea, Rhabditida, Metastrongylidae. The record is from the annotation of a GenBank genome assembly.